Molecule: messenger RNA, 1764 nt
Organism: Vicia villosa (hairy vetch)
Lineage: Eukaryota; Viridiplantae; Streptophyta; Magnoliopsida; Fabales; Fabaceae
Product: TBC domain-containing protein C1952.17c-like
Exons: 9
Coding region: 149-1549 (466 amino acids)
Biological process (GO): intracellular protein transport; activation of GTPase activity
Molecular function (GO): GTPase activator activity
Source: RefSeq, a predicted model, not a curated record
AACAACCACCAUUCUUCUUCUCAGUAAACCGAGUUUGAUAUCCGAGUCAUGGAAGAGAAGAAGGACAGAAUCUGCAGAACCAGAACCUACUCGUUCUCUAUCACGCUUCCGAAUUUCAUUUUCCACCCUUUCAACUACCUCAUCCGCCAUGCUCAAAGACAAGAUCAAGCUUCCCGCCUCCGACAAGCCUGGGAAGAUCUUUCCCGACCGCCUCGGAAGCUUGGUGAUGGCAACUGGAUUGGAAGAAAAAGGAAAUGAAAUAGAGAGAUCCGAGUUCGAAGUCGAGUCCGGCGAAGAGCUGGAGGCUAUUAAACCUGGCGCGCUGGGGUUUCACAGAGAGAGCGACGAUGGAGGUGAAACUGUGGAAGAGGAAAAAGAUGAAAAUGAUCAAAGAAUUCGGCAGAAGGUGAACAAAGAUGCUGGUUCAGCUUCGGUUUCGUUGUUGAAAUCUAUUUCGUUGGAUGAGAAGAGAUCGGAUCUAGAAUAUGAGCUUGCUCGGAGGGAGAUUAAUUUGGAAAAGUUGCGAAGAAUUGCUAGCACUGGGAUUCCUGAUGGAGGAGGAUUGCGUGCAACGGCUUGGAAGCUACUCUUGGGCUACUUACCUUCAUCUCAUGACUUAUGGGAGACUCAAUUAAAGGAAAAUAGGCAAAAGUAUGCUUCUAUGAAAGAGGAGCUUCUCCUGAAUCCGUCAGAGCAUAUCUGGAAGGAACCUAAACACUUAAGUUCCACUAAGAUGCACGAGGACAAUAACGCUGACGGCCCCCUUAAGCGACAUGAAAUUUCUGUGGAAGAUCACCCUUUGAGCCUUGAUAAGGAAAGUCUAUGGAAACAGUAUUUUCAGCAUACAGAGAUAGUGGAGCAAAUUGAUCGGGAUUUGCAGCGUACUCAUCCAGACAUGCCUUUCUUUUCAGCAGAGACGUCUUUUAGUCAAAAAAAUAGGGAAGCGAUGAAGAAUAUUCUUCUCCUGUUUGCGAAGUCGAAUCCUGCAAUUUGUUAUGUGCAAGGCAUGAACGAGGUCUUGGCACCUAUAUACUUUGUAUUUAGUACUGAUACCGACAAGCAAAAUGCUGAAAAUGCAGAAGCAGAUAGUUUUUCUUGUUUUGUUCGAAUCUUAGGCGACUCUGUGGAUCAUUUCUGUCAACAAUUGGACAACAGUUCAAGCGGCAUACUUGCUACUCUUUCUCGUUUGUCAGAUAUACUUAAAGUAAAUGAUGAGCAAUUAUGGCAUCAUCUUGAAUUUACAUCAAAGGUUAAAACACAAUUCUAUGCAUUCCGGUGGAUUACACUGUUACUUACCCAGGAGUUCAAGUUUGAAUCUAUCUUGCGAAUAUGGGAUACGAUUCUAAGUAAUACUUUUGGAGUUCAGGAUAUGCUUCUCCGGAUCUGUUGCGCAAUGCUACUUUGCGUGAAAAGCAGACUACUAAAUGGUGAUUUUGUAGCUAAUAUAAAGCUUUUACAGCACUAUCCUGAUGAUAUUAACUUAGAAUACCUUCUCCAGGUAGCUCAGGAUAUUAGUCCCGACACGUCUUCUUAUAUUUUGUCCAUUUGAUUUAUUACAGAGGACAUUUUUCAAAUGAUUUUAUUGAAGCAGUUGAAAUUUCUAAAAGGAACGUUUUAUACCUAGCAUAGCACUCAGCACUUCCAUUGUAUAUAUUUAGAAUGGAGUUCAUGAACAGGAAGCAGUGCUGGAUUCUGUAUUGGCAUGCCACUAGAAAGAAUAAGGUUUUUUAUUGGCAAAAUUAAUGUAACUUUUGUUAAUUGAAA